Molecule: messenger RNA, 2080 nt
Organism: Alosa alosa (allis shad)
Lineage: Eukaryota; Metazoa; Chordata; Actinopteri; Clupeiformes; Clupeidae
Exons: 10
Coding region: 39-1955 (638 amino acids)
Biological process (GO): proteolysis
Molecular function (GO): serine-type endopeptidase activity
Source: RefSeq, a predicted model, not a curated record
AAAAUGCUGGAGCAGCAGCUCUGUAUAGUACACGCACCAUGGCAUCAACACGAGGAGCUAUCAGAGUCCUUACAGCAGUCUUUCUACUGGCCAGAGGAUGCUUCUCACAGCUGGAUGUGUGUGGGCAGGCCCCUCUCAACACACGCAACACGCGUAUCGUGGGCGGACAGAACGCACCAGCGGGGGCGUGGCCAUGGCAGGCCAGUCUGACACGUAAUGGAAGGCACUUCUGCGGAGGGUCCCUCAUCAACAAUGACUGGGUUCUGACCGCCGCCCACUGCUUUCCCAGCACCAGCACCUCUGGCCUGGUCAUCUUCCUCGGACGGCAGACUCAGGAGGGCAGCAACGCCAACGAGGUCUCCAGGACCGUCACUCAGGUCAUCAAUCAUCCCAAAUACAACGACUCAACCAGCGAUAACGACAUCGCCCUCCUCCAACUGUCCUCCUCCGUCAGCUUCACCAACUACAUCCGCCCCGUCUGCCUGGCAGCGGCCAGCAGCACUUUCAACAGGGGCACGGACAGCUGGGUAACCGGCUGGGGCACGAUUGCAUCAGGAGUGCCCCUCCCCUCACCCCAGACGCUACAGGAAGUGGAGGUGCCCGUCGUGGGAAACAGGAAGUGCUUCUGCAAGUACAGCGUGCGGAACAUGGGCAUCACAGACAACAUGAUCUGUGCCGGGAGGGACGAGGGAGGCAAGGACUCCUGUCAGGGAGACUCUGGUGGUCCGAUGGUGAGUAAGCAGAAUAACAGGUGGGUCCAGUCCGGCGUCGUGAGCUUCGGUAUCGGCUGUGCUCUGGCAGAAUUCCCGGGGGUGUACGCACGCGUCUCCCAGUUUGAGAGCUGGAUCAAGACUCAGAUCACCAGUAACCAGCCGGGCUUCGUCACGUUCACCUCCAGUGGGACUGACUCGGACCUUACUACCACCUGUGCUGGUCUGCCUGCCAUCACCACCACCACCAUUGCAACCACCACAGUGGCCCCGGUGGUAUGUGGACGGGCGGCUCUGAACUCGCGUCUGAUUGGUGGAUUGGACGUGGUGGCGGGGGUGUGGCCCUGGAUGGCCAGUCUGCACAGUACGGAACGCGGUGCCCACGUGUGCGGAGGAACUCUGGUCAGUGAGGACCUCGUCCUCACAUCAGCCAACUGCUUCUCUAGUUCUCCUUCAGCAUCCAAUUGGACGGUGUUUCUGGGCCGCCAGAGACAGAACGGCUCCAACCCCAAUGAGGUGUCAGUGGGCGUGGCCAACAUCACUCUGAGCACCCUAUCAGGCGAUAACGUAGCCAUGCUGCAGUUAACCAGGAAGCCCACCCUCUCCAACUUCAUCCAGCCAAUCUGUGUGGAGCAGGACGGGGCCACUAUCGCCACGGGAACCACCUGCUGGGUUGCAGGCUGGGGCAACACCACAGGUGAGCAGCCUCUUAAGGAAGUGCAGACAUCAGUGGUUGCCUGUGGCAAUGCAUCCUCCUCUGCUGAUGACAUCUGCACCAACACUGUUCAGAUAGAACAGGGUGAUAUGGGAGGUCCUCUCAUGUGUAAACAGGGGAGUUCAUGGUUCCAGCUCUCAGUGUUCACUAUCACCUCCUCUUCAUCCAACUCCACCUCUUCAUCCAACUCCACCUCUUCAUCCAACUCCACCUCUUCAUCCAACUCCACCUCUUCAUCCAACUCCACCUCAUCCAACUCCACCUCAUCCAACUCCACCUCCAGAGACCUCGGCCAAUCAGAUCGCGCCUCAGCGCAGGUCUUUAGCCGGACAUCUCGUUUCAGAAGCUUCCUGUCGAGUUUCUCUUUCCCCUCCGCCACCACCACGAGCAACAGCACCAACACCACCACAGCUGCUACAGUAGCCACCACCACCACAGCGUCCAGUGGGGGGCGCCACUCCUGCAUGGCCUUCUCCCUCCUCUCCCUCCUCCUCCUCGCACUCACCCCUCUGCUGGCCUCCCAGCGCUAGCCCUCAGGUCAAAGGUCACGACUACCCACAAUCCACUGCUGCACCUAGCCCUACUACCCACAAUCCACUGCUGCACCUAGCCCUACACACCACUUGGUUUAAAACAACAACAACACCAAUAACAA